Tinamus guttatus (white-throated tinamou) is the source of this 871-nucleotide messenger RNA. The record is from RefSeq and is a predicted model, not a curated record. NCBI's taxonomy places the organism in Eukaryota, Metazoa, Chordata, Aves, Tinamiformes, Tinamidae.
GCCUCUUUAGAGCUCCCGGAGAACUGGACCGAUACCCGCGAGACGCUGCUGGAGGGGAUGCUCUUCAGGCUCAAGUACAUGGGCAUGACGCUGGUGGAGCAGCCCAAGGGAGAGGAGCUCUCUGCUGCUGCUGUCAAAAGGAUCGUGGCCACGGCUAAAGCAAGUGGAAAGAAGCUGCAGAAAGUUACUCUGAAAGUCUCUCCCAGAGGGAUCGUGUUAAAUGAUAGCGGAACGAAUGAGCUGAUAGAAAACAUCUCCAUAUACAGGAUAUCCUACUGCACGGCAGACAAGAUCCACGAUAAAGUGUUUGCCUACAUUGCCCAGAACCAGCUCAAUGAGAACCUGGAGUGCCAUGCCUUCCUCUGUACCAAACGGAAAAUGGCCCAAGCAGUCACCCUGACGGUAGCUCAGGCGUUCAAAAUAGCAUUCGAGUUCUGGCAAGCAUCCAAGGAAGAGAAAGAGAAGCGGGAAAGGUCCAUGCUGGAAGGAGAAGGUGCAAGCGGCCCAAACUCCGAAGCUCCUGCCUGCCCCGCAGCACCAGUGGCCACAGGGAACUUGCUGGAUUUAGAAGAUUCUGCCAAAUUGCCCCUGACCGUCAGCGCAAACUCCAUGCAUUUAGACAACAGCACGUUUGGGCCCAGUUCCUCUGUAAACAACAACGUGGUCUGGGAAAUGGAUGAUGGUCUCGAUGAAGCAUUUUCAAGACUUGCUCAGUCGAGGACAAACCCUCAUGUUCUUGACACAGGACUGACGUCUCAAGACAUCCAGAGUGCAGAAAUGCUCUCACCUGUGGACUGGAACAAAAUAGAUUCAAAGACAGGCGAGAAGGAUGAUCUGUUCAUGUUUUGAGGUCAGAUGCAUCUCACAGUUC